UGGUGGUGCAAACCAUCGAAACUGGUAAGCCAGUAUUAACGGUAGUGCCACAUAAAUGGGUUUGCGGAAAUACUCUUUUGUGGCCCAACAAGCAAGCAAACGAGCUCCGUAAAAAUGCAGCAUCAACACCAUCGCCUUCGUGGAUAAAAAUGUCUUGCUCGAUCAAGCGUAAAUUUAUCCCUACAUUCUCUGAGGCUGAGCAAGAGGCUGACGAUCUUUCUGGCCAAUCUACGGAUGCAUCGGACUUUGUUGUCAAGCGCAGAAAAACUGCCAAAACAGCCUCGAUUAAAAAACCGCUUGAUCUGAAUCAUAUGAUAAAUGACAAUCAAGUAUUGGAGCAAGCAACACAGUCUGUCGCACAGAAACAUCCUUCGAAUGUUGUGUCCACUGAUCCGCGUGUAUCCGUUGUCGCCCAGCCAGUCGAACAGAUUUACUGUCAUCCGGAUAUGAAUAAUUUGCUGGAAAAAACUCAAGGACCUGGGCUGAUUUCCCAAUCUGCACCUAUAACAGAUGCGUCCAACACAUUAGUGGCGCCGAUGGAUACAAUGGUGACGGAAGGAUACGUUGUAAACAUUCAGCAGCCCGAUGCAGACAGAAUCAUCAGAGAAGUUUCGGAUAAGAUCGAACAGGUCUGUACAAGAGUGGCUACAGAGGCGACUAACUCAGUACUUGGCUCAAUCCAAGUAAUGUUGGCUAAAACAUCAGCAAUGUUGGAGAUGAAAAUAGAUGCUGUUUCUCGCAGUAAUACAUGUUUGCAUGAUCAAGAGCCAUCGUCGUCUUUCCAGUUUUCUCCAGUGACAACUAUUGAAGGGCUGGACAAUCUGGAAGAAAAUCUGGAAAAUGAUGUGUACGCCAAACAGUUGUUUGCAUACAUGAAAAGGAUAAUUGGACAUAGUGGCGAUGAUUGUAAUGGACUCAAUAUUGCUUAUGGUCUGGUUGAUCACAUCUUCGACAGGAAGUUAAUGCUUGUCUGUUCUUGGACUGGAGAAAGUAAAGGAGAAACCACUAAGUAUCCUUUAAAGAAAUGUGUCAAUAUUCUUGACCUUUUCUUUAAACUAAUUCGUAGCGUGAAUAACACAUUUUCGCGUUUACUUCUUGAGGACUUUUUCAAGAGAGUAACGAGAAACUCAAAGAAACGGAGCGAGGCAAAAGGGAAGCGGCAAUCCUCAGUUCAUCGUAGAGCAAAGACAAAGGCGGCUCGAAAAUACCAUGGAAGUGAUAAGCAUGUUCUGGAUGAACAUCAGCAUCCUACAGCAGUUAUUGAACCGGAACAAGUGCUUACAGCCAACAACAUUGAAGGAGAAAUGGAAUCAGAAUCGAUCUCAGAACAUGAAUAUGAGGAAGAUUCAUAUGACUUCAACGAUGAAUAAUUUGAGUGAUUUGUUGAUUAGUAAUCUUUUACUACUUCUGAUGAGAUGCGAACAACAUAAGUGAAUAAUUUGAUUUUUCUAACAUGUUUUCUUAAAUAUAUCAUUUGUUUUUAUUGAAUACUUAUAAAAUUACUAUUAGAUAGAACCUUAAUCAUAUUUCUGACGCUGUAAGUGUUUAUCGAAAUGAUAUUUCAUUAUUUCGGAAAAGUGUGUAAUAGAGGAAUAAAAACGUAGCUGUUCAGCUUGUAGGAGAUUACUACAAAUUUACAUAAAAUAUCUUCCACUUUGAAUGUUUGCGCAAUUUUUGAACCAGAUAUUUGAGCUUUGUAAAUGUGCAAAAAAGAAGAUCGAAUAGGUAGCUCAAAAAAGUCAGUCUGAUUAGCCAACGCUUUUCCGUGUAUCAAGAUACUAUUAUCUGAAUCAACUGUAGCGUCAAUCAUUUGAACAAUUUCAA
Messenger RNA from Armigeres subalbatus, 1824 nucleotides. RefSeq lists its product as uncharacterized. The transcript has 5 exons. Lineage: Eukaryota; Metazoa; Arthropoda; Insecta; Diptera; Culicidae. Bases 150 to 1370 code for a protein of 406 amino acids. The record is from RefSeq and is a predicted model, not a curated record.